CGGCAGGAUUGCGUCAAGGCGGCGUCGUGACGGCCCGUGAACGACAGCACAACGGCUGACGCUGACGUGCAGGAAUCGCUGCCUGUAACGAGGCCUUUGUUGACAGAGCAACCCAAGAUGGCGGAAAGCUACGAGACACUGAUAAACAGCAAUGACGUUUUACAAGAGGAUCUGCCCUUGGAGGAAAGAGAAUCCGAAAUGAUCCCCGAGGAGGAGGAGAUUGCAAGUGAGGAGGAGAUGAAAGAUCAUUCUAGGGAUGGAUGCAUCAAUUCGCAGACGCGGGAACCGCAGCCUUGCCGCGGUCAAACGCCAUGCGACAGCUCCAAGAGCAUGCAGCGAGCAUCAGUCACAGAUGCGAGUGAUGCUGAGAAGACGAAGCUGCGACACGAGAAUCAGCAUCUACGGAGGCUGAACAGCAUCCUCCAGCAGCAGCUCGAGGUGCUGAGAGAGGGCCGUGACGUCGAUAUUGAGACUGCCACCCAUCUCCGCGAACACGUCUCACAACUGCAGGCCGAUCUCGACCACAGCAAGCAAUGUCUGACCGGCUCGUGGCGAGGUGGUUUGUAAAACACACCCAUCGUUAACAUCACCUACGACCUGCAUUAGUCGCAACACCAAGGCAAACAGCAACGGACAAACUAAAUCGCGCAGCAUGGAUAGGAUGCCUCGCGCCUACUCGACCGACCUCCCGAGUCCCAGCUACCCUGACGGCACUGACGUCAUCGGUUGGAACAAGAGUCCACGGAGAAACGCGUCCAGUCACAGCUUAUCAAGAGACGGCAGCCUAGGGAAACUGAAGAAAGAGAAGGCGUUCGGCUCCCUAUCACGUCUCUUCAGCAAGCGACCGCGCAAGCACGGAGACGCGUGUUCAUCCGAUGCCGACAGGGGGCACUUGUUUGGUUCGUAUCGUCGAGGUGACGUCACCGAUAAAACAUCUGAGAAGUUGCGUCUGAUGGAGGAAGCGCGGACGUCGCCGCUAGAGGAUUGGAAGCAGCCGACUCUCCUCACGUGGCUGGACGUCAGCUUACACAUGAACGCCUACCACAGCUACUGCGCCCAGAACGUCAAGAACGGCAAGGUGAUGGCGGGGCUGACGGACAUCGAACUAGAAACGCUUCUAGGAAUAUCGAAUAGAAUGCAUAAAAAGAAGCUCAUACUGGCAAUCGAGGAUGCGAAACAUCCGCUACACUGUAGGUACCAGAAGAUAUCUGGUAUGGAUGAUGUCUGGGUGACGGAUGUGUGGCUGCCCAGUGUCGGUCUGGGACAGUACAGCGACCUCUUCCGGAUGAAUCUUGUCGACGGGCGCGUGCUUAACACCCUCAAGAAGAAGGAGCUGGAAAAAUACUUCAACAUUUCGCGAAAGUUUCAUCAGGCGAGCAUCUUCUGUGCUGUAGACCUGCUGCGAAUGUUCAGGUUCAACAAGCAGGAAUACUCAGGUUAUCUGUCCAAUAGUGGCGUCCACGGUGCGCUUAUUGUCAUGGAGAAGUCGUUCGACGCCGACACGCUAGCAACAGUUCUAAACAUUCCCGUGUCCAAGCUAGAAUUGCGCAGACAGCUAGCUUCAGAGUUUGACGCCCUCAUGAACUUUGCUCGUGCCGCUUACGACAUCGAGCAGCAAGCAAUGGCACUGCCACCUGCCGGAUUAAACAGAAGCAACUCUUUCUUCCAACGUGCUGGCAUGUCGCCAACGCGUGCACCAGCGGAGAAGAAUAAGAAACGCUCCAGCCUUCGGGGUUCGUUGGGGCGCGCCUUCGGUAGAAUGUACAAGCAACAGCGGCAGCAUUCGUCGACGGGAAACCUUCGCGACCAUCAGCCAACGAGCUCCAAUCCUAUGAUCUCAUCGGACGAAUACAGAAUCAAGUCGCGUAGUGUUGACCUCGACUCAUCGCCCGUGCUCAUCUAUCAUGGCACUACGGUCUGAAUGCUAACGCUGGUCGCUCGUCGAAGCGUUAAUCUUCAAAGAUGAACACUAGUAAGAAAAUUAUUAGAUAGGCGCGCACACGGCUUGCGUGGGACUUCACACACACGCCUUCACCGGUGUUACCCGCACGCUUCUAUCCAUCGCAAUUAUCGCCGUGGAUUAAAUAGAUUCUUUCUCGCUUGUUUCAUCCAAGAUGGCGGAGAUGAUGACGACAGAUCAGCGAACAUGACAAUCGUGGAACGUCGCACCUAAGUUACUUAUAUAGUUAGUUGUAUAUAUACGUGUUGCCGGAUUCCCUUGCUCACGGCGAUGCUAGAUGUGACACGUUAGUCAGAGUACGAACUGCUGGGGCUCAGAACCUGAUUACGUUGUUACUAAUAUAGUGAUGAAUAUUAAAAGUAUGACGUAUCAUGUUAGCGGCCCAGCACUAACACUUGUCCAGCACUAACACCGGUAACUGCAGAGACGCUUCUAUCGUUUUGCCUACUUAUGAUUCAUCGCGGCGCGCGCGCGUGUAUGUUGUGCCAAUACUCGUGUGCUGCCAAUAAUCGGUAUCGGUCCAAUUUAAUCACACACACACACACACACACACGCACGCACGGCACAGCACGGCAGGCAGCGUC
Priapulus caudatus is the source of this 2544-nucleotide messenger RNA. RefSeq names its product kazrin-like. Gene Ontology annotation, molecular function: protein binding. NCBI's taxonomy places the organism in Eukaryota, Metazoa, Priapulida, Priapulimorpha, Priapulimorphida, Priapulidae. The record is from RefSeq and is a predicted model, not a curated record.